This is a messenger RNA of Mollisia scopiformis, 735 nucleotides long. RefSeq lists its product as uncharacterized. The record is from RefSeq and is a predicted model, not a curated record. Gene Ontology annotation, molecular function: nucleic acid binding. The annotation marks the transcript as partial. The transcript has a single exon. NCBI's taxonomy places the organism in Eukaryota, Fungi, Ascomycota, Leotiomycetes, Helotiales, Mollisiaceae.
GAAUUGCAACUCUCUUGCUCUGUCAAGACCCUCAAACGCCGCUGCAAAGAAGCUGGAUACUACUCUUGUAUCUGCUGCCAAAAGCCCUACCUCACUAAGACCCAAGCCAAUGCGCGGUGGCUGUGGGGGAUAGCACACAUGUUUUGGACUAUUUGGGAAUGGAGUCAGAUACUGUACUCAGAUGAGGUCACAUUUCAAGUUGGAGGGAAGAAAUGCAAGCAGAGGUGUAUUAGGAAUAAGAAGGAACGCUGUCAUCCUGACUGCAUUCAAUUCCAAAUGCAUAGAGGUGGCACUAUUCCUGUACACUUCUUUGGUGCUGUAGGCUACGGAUACAAAAGUCCAUUGAUCAACAUUCAUGGAACUAGGAAGAGUGGGGCAUUUACACAAACUGAUUACCUUGCUCAAGUACUCAAGCCUUAUAUUCAGGAUUUUUUAGCUGCUUUUGCGGCUGUUUUGGGGCCUGGGAAGACCCCUCAGUUCAUGGAAGACGGCAACUCUGCUCACGGCCACAAGACUACUAGCAAUAUUUGUGCUACUUGGCGUACUUCUAUGGGUAUUACUCUAUUCCCCCAUCCUGCAGUUAGCCCUGAUAUGAAUCCUAUUGAGAAGUGCUGGAGGAGAAUAAAACAAGCUCUCCAUAGGCGCCUAAGGCAGCCAACAACUGAGGUUCAAAUGGUUGUAGCAGUAUUAGAAGAAUGGGACAAAAUUCCUCAGGAAUGGAUCAAUGGGCUUAUU